AGCCAAAGCACCGCACUUCCAGUUGUUCUUGCCGCCAAUGAAUCCGUGAUUCAAGCGGUGCAUGCACAAUUACCGUGGUGGGCCACCAUUAUGGGACUCACCUGCGUGCUUCGUAGCAGCUUGACGCUCCCUAUUGCGGUAUACCAACAAAGAAGCAUAGGCAAGAUGAUCCAGCUGGCACCUAUGAUACAAAGCUGGGGCAGUGCCCUCCGGACCCAAAUCGCAAACGAAUCCAAACAAAAGGGGCGGGGCUAUGCGCGGUACAACCGCGAACUGCAGAAACAGUACCGCAAUAAAGUCGCUGAAAUUUAUGCGCAUUAUGGCUGCCCGCGAUGGAAGCUCCUGUCACUCCCGUACGUUCAAAUCCCUCUCUGGGUUUCCAUGUCGCUCACCCUGCGCCACAUAUCCGGGUAUCCGUUGCCGUGGUAUGGCCAGACCUCGGAGGGUCCUGCUCAGGGAUUGACGGAUGGAGGAUUUGCCUGGGUGACGGAUCUGACAGUGCCUGAUCCCACCAUGACGUUUCCGCUGUUGAUAGGUGCAGGCACCUUGUUGAACAUUGAGGUUAAA
This is a messenger RNA of Zychaea mexicana, 567 nucleotides long. RefSeq names its product membrane insertase OXA1/ALB3/YidC. The transcript has a single exon. The annotation marks the transcript as partial. Gene Ontology annotation, cellular component: mitochondrial inner membrane. Gene Ontology annotation, biological process: protein insertion into mitochondrial inner membrane from matrix; mitochondrial respiratory chain complex IV assembly. Lineage: Eukaryota; Fungi; Mucoromycota; Mucoromycetes; Mucorales; Lichtheimiaceae. The record is from RefSeq and is a predicted model, not a curated record. Gene Ontology annotation, molecular function: membrane insertase activity.